This is a messenger RNA of Fragaria vesca subsp. vesca, 1926 nucleotides long. Its product is annotated as L-type lectin-domain containing receptor kinase IX.1-like. Gene Ontology annotation, cellular component: plasma membrane. The coding region runs from base 1 to 1926 and encodes 641 amino acids. The record is from RefSeq and is a predicted model, not a curated record. Gene Ontology annotation, biological process: protein phosphorylation. The transcript has a single exon. NCBI's taxonomy places the organism in Eukaryota, Viridiplantae, Streptophyta, Magnoliopsida, Rosales, Rosaceae. Gene Ontology annotation, molecular function: protein kinase activity; ATP binding; carbohydrate binding.
AUGUCUCUUAAAGUCAUCUGUGGGCAGGCAAUCUUUAGUCUCUUCAUUUUCAUCAAAUUUCUUACUCUCUUUGCUCACACAACUUCAUUUAGUAUACCUCACUUCUCCCCUGGUACAGAGAACAUACUGUACGAAGGCGAUGCUACGAUCAAGUCGGGAAAUGUUGAAUUCAACCCACAAUUUGACAUAUUUCGUGUAGGGCGGUGCACUUAUUCAAAACCUUUCCAGCUUUGGGACUCUACAACUCCAGCUCGGUCACUGUCAAACUUUACUACCAACUUCACAUUCAUGAUGGACACUAAUGGCGAAGAACCCUUCACCGAUGGAUUUGCCUUUUUCCUUGCACCUUUCGGCUAUCCAAUCCCGCCGAACUCAGCCGGUGGAGAUCUAGGACUGUUCAACAUCACCAAUCAAUUAGAUACGUCCCAAAACAGAGUUGUCCUAGUUGAGUUUGAUACCUACUCAAACGAAUGGGAUCCAAAGGGACCUCAUGUUGGCAUCAAUAUAAAUAGUCUUUUAUCAGUCGUAAAUGCUAGUUGGGAUUUUAACGUCAACAAAUCAAGAAAGGUGAUAUCUGCACAAGUAACUUACAAUGCGAGCACCUACAUGCUGACUGUGUUUUGGAAGUACAAUGAAGCUACGACGUAUGAAAAUCCUCUUCCUUUCAAAAUCGACUUACGAGAUGUUCUCCCCGAAAGGGUUGCUAUUGGUUUCUCAGCUGCUACCGGAACAUACCCGGAAAAUCUUAUUAUAUCAACAUGGGAGUUCAAUUCAGAUUUAGAUUCUGAUGAUAGCAGCAGGAAAGGGAAUAAGCGUGCAAUAUUCUUGAUAGCGGCCAUGACUGUAGUUACUUUCUUCAUUUUAAUGCUUGGUGUGGCCUUAUAUUGGUCAGUGGUAAAGAAGCGCAUAGCAAAGAUCAAAGGGCAGAACAAUGUUGUGGUACCCUCUGUAAGUAAGCAUCUGGAGACACUAGCCUUUCCGAGACGAUUUUCUUACAAAGAAUUAGUUGCGGCUACCUUUGGCUUUGCAAAUGACAGAAGGCUAGGCCAUGGAGGGUCAGGACAAGUUUAUAAAGGAGUCCUACAAGAUCUAGGCUGCUCGGUUGCUGUGAAGAGAAUCUUUGCCGACUCUGAGCAUUAUGAGAAAGUUUUCAUCAACGAAGUGAAAAUCAUUAGCCGCUUGAUACAUAAAAACUUGGUGAUGUUUAUAGGAUGGUGUCAUGAGCAAGGUGAGUGCUUACUUGUUUAUGCUUACAUGCCUAAUAGCAGCCUUGAUGCUCAUCUGUUUGGCCCCAGAACAACACUGCAAUGGGAUAUCAGGUACAAGAUAGCUUUGGGAUUAGCCUCAGCCCUUCAUUAUCUACACGAAGAUGCAGAGCAGUGCAUCCUUCAUAGGGAUAUUAAAUCAGCAAAUGUACUAUUGGAUAACGAUUUCAACAUGAAGCUCGGUGAUUUUGGGAUUGCUAAACUCUUGGAUCCUCACUUGAGGACUAGGACAACCGGGGUGGCAGGAACGUUUGGGUACAUGGCCCCGGAAUAUGCUUUUCAAGGGAGAGCAAGCAAGGAGUCGGACAUGUUCAGUUUUGGAGUCGUGGCUUUGGAAAUUGCUUGUGGAAGGCAGACUUACCAAGAUGGAGAGUAUCACGUACCACUUUCCGAGUGGGUUUGGCAAUCGUACCUUGCAGAAAGUCUUCUCGAUGUAGCUGAUGAGAGAUUGGAUAUGAAGUUUGAUCCAAGUGAAAUGAAGUGCUUGCUAAUUGUGGGAUUAUGGUGCACUCAUCCAAGCAACAAGGAGAGACCUAAAGCAGGGCAAGUUAUGAAGGUUCUUCAGCUCGAAGCACCAUUGCCUCAACUUGCAUGCAAUAGGCAUCAUGAUCAUCAUCAAUAUAAUGUCUCUGUACUACCUGAUCCCGGAACAAUCUUGUAG